AAUGUACUGCUAAUUAUAAUUGCACUAGUAAUGACACUAAUGUAGUUUGCAUAUUUAAAAUUUCAAGUACUGAAUCUCAUUAUUUAUUGAAUCAAGGAAUAGAUACUAAAACAAAACUUAAUAUAAUUAGUAAUAAUAAUAUGUCAUGUGUUCAAGACUAUCAUGAUUCUCGUGUUUUGAGUUGUAACGGAGAAUAUAGUAACCUUACAAUUGAUUCUUGUAUAAGCAUUUGUAAGAAAAAGAGCGAUUCUGUAUGUGUUGGUGUAGAAGAUGGAACUCAAUGUUUCUGUGGUAAUGCAUCUCAAUGCAAUAAAUGGAAUGUUAUUUUAGAUAGAUCAGAAUGUAGUUCAAGUUGUGCGAAUCAUAAUUUACAAAUAUGUGGAGGUCCUUGGGCACUUAAUGUUGUUGAUAUAACCCCGCCUGAACCUAGGUUUACUACAUUAUCAAUAAUUAUAAUAAUGGUGGUAGGUUUCGUUAUAAUUUGUGUAGGUGCUGUUAUCUAUUUUUAUUGGAAAAGACGUAAUCGUACUGAGACCUUUAGUGCCUAA
This is a messenger RNA of Dentiscutata erythropus, 548 nucleotides long. NCBI's taxonomy places the organism in Eukaryota, Fungi, Glomeromycota, Glomeromycetes, Diversisporales, Gigasporaceae. The record is from the annotation of a GenBank genome assembly.